Molecule: messenger RNA, 939 nt
Organism: Taeniopygia guttata (zebra finch)
Lineage: Eukaryota; Metazoa; Chordata; Aves; Passeriformes; Estrildidae
Source: RefSeq, a predicted model, not a curated record
GGAGGUGACAGGAGGUGACAGUGCCCUGUCCCCAGGCCAGUUCCUGGUGUCGCAGCUGAUGUCCCUCGGGCCGUCCCUCGGGCUGUCCCUCGCCUUUGUCUGGACGCGCCGCCCGGAGGCGCUGCAGGAGCUGCCCCCCCACCUGCGCCUGGCGGACCUGCGGCAGCUGCCGAGCACGGGGGUGGCGCUGGUGGUGGAGGUGGCCCACCCGUGCGUGGUGCAGGAGCACGGCGAGGACAUCCUGGGACACGCCGACCUGAUGCUGGGGUCCCCGACGGCGCUGGCGGACGGUGACACCGAGCGGCGGCUGCGGGCGGCGGCGGCGCGGGGGGGACACACCCUGUACGUGCCCCGGGGGGCGCUCUGGGGCUGCGAGGACAUCGCCAGGAUGGACAGCGCGGGGACACUGCAGGCGCUGACGGUGACGAUGACGAAGGCCCCGGGCAGUUUCCGUGCCCAGGGGUGGCUGUCCCCACGCCUGGCGGCCGCGGUGGCCUCGGGGACGAGGACGGUGCUGUACCGGGGUCCCCUGCGCCCGCUGUGUCCCCUUGUCCCCAACAACGUCAACGCCAUGGCGGCCGCGGCCGUGGCGGCGCCGCGCCUCGGCUUCGACGGCGUCACCGCCUGCCUGGUGGCCGACCCCAGUGUCCCCGACUGCCACAUCGUCACCGUGGAUGUCACCGCUGUCCCCGAGGGUGGCCGCGCCCUGACCGUGUCCAGCACCCGCCGCAACCCCGCCGAGCCCGGCCACGUCACGGGCAGCGCCACCCGCCACAGCUUCUGGAGCAGCGUGCUGGCCUGCACCGGACACGGCGGCUGCGUCAAGCUCUGCUGAGGAAGGAGGGAGAGCGGGAACCCAGCGGGGACGCCACGGGGACAAAUUUGUUGUCGCCAACAUUUGGGGACAUUUUGGGGACAAUAAAAUAAAACCCCGCCCGA